This is a messenger RNA of Vitis riparia (riverbank grape), 444 nucleotides long. RefSeq names its product extracellular ribonuclease LE-like. The record is from RefSeq and is a predicted model, not a curated record. Gene Ontology annotation, biological process: RNA catabolic process. Gene Ontology annotation, cellular component: extracellular region. Bases 1 to 444 code for a protein of 147 amino acids. Gene Ontology annotation, molecular function: ribonuclease T2 activity; RNA binding. The transcript is spliced from 3 exons. Lineage: Eukaryota; Viridiplantae; Streptophyta; Magnoliopsida; Vitales; Vitaceae.
AUGGGGAAACAAAUGUGUAAAAUCUCAGACCUCAUCAUUCUAAUGCAAAAUAAUUGGCCAACACUGGCCUGCCCAAGCGGCAACGGCACCAAGUUCUGGGCACAUGAAUGGAACAAACAUGGGACCUGCUCAAAGUCCGUCCUCAGCCAACACCAGUACUUUAAAGCAGCUCUAGGCCUCAAGAAAGAUGUAGAUCUCCUCCAAAUUCUUGAGAAAGCAGGAAUUAAACCAAAUGGAGAAUCAUACUGCUUAAAGAAAACUAGAAAAGCUAUAAAAGAUGCAGUUGGAUUCAUACCUUGGAUACAGUGCAAUGUGGCUCCAUCGGGUAACAGACAGCUCUACCAGGUUUACGUUUGCGUGGACACUUCUGGGAAAAAUUUUAUCCAAUGUCCAGUGAUGCCCAAGGGGAAAUGUGGUUCAAGCAUCGAGUUUCCUUCAUUCUAG